AUGGCAACCAACACCACGCCACCUGCAGCCGUGCAGCGGCUGACUCUGACCAACUUCAUUGCCGCGUGGGAGACGUGGUCGGCCGAGGACAUGAUCGCCUGCUUCUCGCCCGACAUCCAGCAACGGUCCAUGCCUCUGGCGUUGGGGAUUCCCGGCCGGUCGAGAAAAGAGAUCGAGUAUACGCUGCCCAAGUUGGUGCAGGCGGUUCGCAACUACAGUUUAAAGGUCUCCAACGUCAUCCACGACACGGCACGCAACAAAGCGGCCAUCUACGCCGAGGCCCAGGGAGACACGCCGUUCGGGGACUUCCAGAACGAAUAUGCCUGCUUCGUCGAGUUUGACGACAAGGGCGAGAAGAUCAAGCAGCUGGACGAGUUUAUGGACUCGGUGUUCCUGAUGAGGUUCUUCCCUGGCUUCAAACGCUAUCUGGAAGAGCAGUCGAAGGGGAGCUGA
Capronia epimyces CBS 606.96 is the source of this 453-nucleotide messenger RNA. RefSeq lists its product as uncharacterized. NCBI's taxonomy places the organism in Eukaryota, Fungi, Ascomycota, Eurotiomycetes, Chaetothyriales, Herpotrichiellaceae. The record is from RefSeq and is a predicted model, not a curated record. The coding region runs from base 1 to 453 and encodes 150 amino acids. The transcript is spliced from 2 exons.